AUGAGGAGGCUGGUGGGACCCCCUCCCCCAAACUAUACCUGUUUUCGUUGUGGGAAGAACGGACACUACAUACGAAACUGCCCGACCAAUGGGGACAAAAGCUUUGAGGCGCCGCCGAGGAUACGGAGGAGCACGGGGAUCCCCCGGAGCUUCAUGACCGAGGUGGACGACCCCAGCAUGAAGGGCGCCAUGCUGACCAACACGGGCCGCUACGCCAUCCCCACCAUCGACGCGGAGGCGUACGCGACCGGGAAGAAGGAGAAGCCGCCCUUCCUCCCCCGGGAGCAGUCCUCCUCCUCGGAGGAUGAGGACCCCGUGCCGGACGAGCUGCUCUGCCUGAUCUGCAAGGACCUGAUGACCGACGCCGUGGUGAUUCCCUGCUGCGGGAACAGCUACUGCGACGAGUGUGUACGGACAAGCCUCCUCGAAUCAGAGGAGCACACGUGUCCUACUUGCAACCAAUCGGACGUGUCACCUGAUGCAUUGAUCGCCAAUAAGUUCCUGCGCCAGGCGGUGAAUAACUUCAAGAAUGAGACAGGUUACACCAAGCGCAUGCGGAAGGGGCCGCCCCAGCCGCCUGCCCCCGCGGCCCCGCCCCAGCUGAGGGUGCAGCGCCCCGUCCAGCCGGUCAGACCGCCCACCUCCCGACAGCAGGACCCCCUGAUGGCCAACGUGCCCCGUCCUGCGGCGGUCGAGACCCCCCCACCCCCUGUAGCACCGCCGACCGUCACCCCCGCCCCGGCCCCCAUUCAGCCCCCCCACCAGCCCCCCGGAGCGGCCCACUCUGCCAGCAGUAGCCCCGCCCUACAGACCAGCCCUGUGGCCCCGCGCCCCAGCUUCAGCAGCCCCGCCCCCUCCCCUCAGCGCACCAUCAAGCAGGAGGAGCAGCUGCCGCCGCCGCCCAAGGAAUGUUCUAGAGAGCUGGAGAGCGUGGCUCCUCCCCCGUCGGUCCUGGUGCCAGCGGACCCACCUCUGCCAACGCCGGUCAUUCCAAAGGGAUACCACGUUCCUGUCAUUGGCCAGCCUCACUCUCUCGGUCACAACAUCCCAAGAAACAUGCAUCCACCCCGGCCCAGCCUGCCCCGGCCUGUAGGAGGGAGACCGCCGUGGGAAAUGUCUUCUGGGAGGGGCAGGCCCCACAACGACCGGCCCCCUCGAUCGCAGGCCCCGCCCAUGCCCGCCGCCCUGCCGGCCGCCCCCCCGGUCUACGGGCCCCCGUCUCUCUUUGCCCAGCACCAGCACCCCAUGCCCCAGCCCCCCGGCGUGGCCCCGCAGCAGUACCCCCUGCCGUACCCCCCCGGCCAACCCCCCGCCGCCAACUACAGCGUGCCUCCGCCCGUCUACAACCCCGCCCCCGCCAACGUGCCUGCCCCGUGGGUGCCCCCCGGCACCCAGCCCCCCAUAAGCAACACCAUCCCCCCCCUCACCCCCACCCCCUUCCUCUCCAAGGAGGAGUUCUACAGACAGCAGAGGAGGCUGAAGGAAGAGGAGAAGUCUAAACUCGAGGAAUUCACCAACGACUUUGCCAAAGAGCUUCUGGAGUAUAGAAAGAUCCAGAAAGAAAGGAGACGAUCCUAUUCCAGGUCCAAGUCCCCGUACAGAGGCUCGUCGUACAGCGGCAGCUCGUACUCCUACUCCAAGUCCCGCUCGCGCUCGCGCUCCGUGCGCUCGUACUCGCGCUCGCUCAGCCGCUCGCGGUCGCGCUCGCGGUCCAGGUCGCGCUCGCGGUCCCGCUCCUACUCGCCGUACUCCCGCCGGGGCGGGCGGGGCCGAAGCCGGAGCUACCGCUCCAGGUCCCGCUCCCACGGCUACCACCGCUCCCGCACGCGCUCGCCGUCCUACCGGGGCCGCGACGGGGCCGGCGGCAGCGGGGCCUACCGCUCGCGCUCGCGUUCGCCGGGCGGCUACCGGAGCCACACGCCCAGCAAGAAGCCCGCGCUGCCCCCGCCGGCCGAGCCGGACCGCGAGCGCGACCGCAAGUUCCCCAACCGCUUCCGGGAGGCGCCGGCGUACGACGGGAAGCCCUACUACGGGCGCGGCGCGGACCAGGGCGGCGACGCCUUCGAGCGCGAGCGCUACCGCGAGUGGGAGAGGGAGUACCGGGAGUGGUACGAGAAGUACUUCAAGAGCUACAACAACCCCCCCGCGGGAGGAGGAGGACGAGGAGAGGGAGGGGUCGGGGGCCUGCCCCGGCCCGGUAGGGGCCCCCCGCCCGGCCGCGAACCCUUCGCCCCCGAACGCUUCGCCCCGCCCCGCCCCCGGGAGAACUCCCCCUUCGGCCGCGGAAGGAGAGGCGAGGAGUACCCCCUGCCCGCCCCGGGCCACGCGCACGCCCACGGAAUCCCCCCCAGGGGGCGCAACAUCCCCCAAACCUACCAGGAGAAGUUUGCCUUCAAGGAGGCCCACGGGUUGUCCUUGUUGGGUCCCGGUCCGGGACCUGCAAGAGGGCCUAGCAAGGAGCUCCCGAAGGCCCCCAAGGAGAAGGAGGUGGGCGGGGCAGGGGCGUCGACCGACCCCAAGGCCCUGAAGCACAAGAAGCACCGCAAGAAGAGGAAAGGGGAAGACGGAGGAGAUGGCUUCAGCCAGUCGGACUCCAUGGAGGACAGCGCGGGCGGGGCCAGGAAGGACGAUCGGCAGAAAGGGGGCGGGGACUCGCUGCUGAUGGCGUCCAGCCGCGACGACGCCACGCCCGUGCGGGACGAGCCCAUGGACGGCUCCGCCCCGCCGCCCUACAAGAGCGCGUCCUCCUCGGACCGCGACAGGCGGGACAAGGGCGGGGCCAAGGGGAAGAGCGAGAAGACCAAGCGCAAGGCCGACGGCGGGCCGAAGAAGGAGUCCUCCAAAAGCGCUACCGCGGCGACCGCUUCCGCCUCGUCCUCCAAGUCCUCCCGGGAGAAGGACAGCGACGCGGACCGGGACAAGUCGCCCCGCUCUGAACCGCCGGCCAAAAAGCACAAAGAGGACUCCUCCCUCAAGGGGGACCCGUCCAAGCCCCACCCGUCCCAGAGGGGCGACUCGUCCCGCCGCCCGGCCCCCAAACCCGCCAAGCCGCACCAGGACCCCAAAGCCUCCAAAGACGGCGGAGACGCUCGGGCCAAGAAGGAGCCCACCGCUAAGGACGCCGCCGCCCCCCGCCGCGACGCCGAGAAGCCGUCCUCCGCCAAGGCCGGCGACGCCAAGCCCGACAAGCGCAAGCGCAAGGACGACAAGGCCGAGGCAGACCCCGCCCCCGCCUCCAAGGCCACCCGCGGCCCCGACGCAGCCGAGGGGGCCAAGGGCUCCCCGAAGCCCAAGCCCAAGACGGAGAGCGAGAAGCAGGCGGAGCGCGAGAGGGAGAGAGAGAGGGAGCGCGAGAAGGAGCGCGAGAAGGAGCGGGAGAAGGAGCGGGAGCGGCCCGCCAUCCGGCCGCUGAUGGAGAAGGAGAUCAAGCCCGUGCCGCUGAGGAAGAUCAAGAUCAACCGCGAGAUCGGCAAGAAGAUCGGCAGCGCGGAGAUGCCCCCCGCCCCCGCGCCCGCGCCCGCGCCCGAGGAGCCCAGCAACGGGGCCGGGAAGGGCCGGCCCGACCGGAGCAAGGGCAAGGUGCGCAGGAAGGUGCCUGCCCCGGACGGCUCGGGCUCCCUGCUGGUGGACUACACCAGCACCAGCUCUACCGGAGGCAGCCCCAUUAAGAGGCUGGAGGAGAGGCAGGACCUGAGGAAGACCGUGGUGAAGACUCUGGAGGAGUACACCAACGACAGCUCCACCCCGGCCGAGGACGAGAUCGUCCUGAUCCAGGUGCCGCGCUCCAAGUGGGAGAAGGAGGACGAGUCCGACGACGAGGAGGGCCGGGCCCCUCCCCCCGCCCCCCUCGCCGCCGAGGGCGCGGCCGCCGCCGUCAAGCCCGCCGACAAGGAUAAGGACACGCCCCCUCCGGAGAGACCCGCCUCCGUUGCCAAGGACGCGGUGGAGGCCCCUCAGCCCGAGGCCAAGCCGGCACGGGUCUCCACCCCCGGUGACAAGGAACGGGAGAAGGAGAAGGAGAGGGACAAGGAUAAAGAGAGGGACAGAGAGCGGGAGAAGGAGAGGGAGAGAGAGCGAGAAAAAGAAAGGGAGAAGGAGAAGGUGAAAGAGAGGGAGCGUGGCGGAGGAGGUGGAAAUUCGGACAGGGAGGCGGUGACGGACAAGCGGAAGCCCGUCCCCUCGACCUCCGGCUCGGAUCGGGAGAGGAACCCGGAGCGCGGCAGUGACCAUAGCAACGAGAAGAGCAGCUCCUCUUCCUCCUCCUCAUCCCGGGACAGGCCGUCUGAGAAGCUGGACCCCGCCCCCCGGAAAGCGGCGGGAGCCGCGUCAUCGGCAGCUGGGGAGAGGAAACCGGAGCACAAGUCCGGAGCCAGGGACCAUUCCGGCUCAAAGUACAAGGACUCCAAACCCAGAGACCCCGCCAAGAGGAGAGAGUCUCCGCCCCCGCCCAAAGAGCAGGGCGCGCCCCCGAGGGCCCGGGACCGAGACGCUCAGCAGCACGGCGACGGAGCCAAGCGAGGGGGGGCGGAGUCCCGCAGGCCUGACCACAGCCCCGCGCGGGACAAGAGGCCGCCGUCGAACGCCGGCGGUCCCGAGCCCAAAAGGCCGUCGGACAAGGAGGGCGCGCCCGGCCGCCACUCCGACUCCACCGCGAGGAGCGCCAAAGAGCGGGAGCACGGCGCCGCUCACAAAGCGUCCCACAGGGGGGCGGGGUCACCCGAGGAGAGGGCGGGGCGAGGCGGCGGCGAGCGCGGGGAGCACCCCAAGGCCAAGGCCCCGCCGUCCGCCCGCUCGGCCCGCCUGUCCUCCGACCUGACCCGCGAGACGGACGAGGCCGCCUUCGUGCCCGACUACAGCGAGAGCGACAGCGAGGACGCCUCCGACGGGGAGGGGCCCGGCCGGGGGGCGGAGACGGGCCGCGCCGGGGGCGGAGCCAGCAGCCCCAGCGCCAGUCAGAGCCACUCGGGAAGCCCCGCCCACAGCAGCAGCGGCGGCAGCUCGCUGGGCAGCCAGGACAGCCGGAAGAAGAAGAAGGAGAAGAAGGACAAGAAAGACAAGAAGAAGCACAAGAAACACAAGAAACACAAAAAACACAAGAAGCACGGCGUCGGCAACGAGUCCGACUCGGAGCAGAAGGGACAGAAACACAAACACAAGAAGAAGAAAUCCAAGAAGAACAAAGAAAAGGACAAAGAUGAGAAGGAGAAAGAAGACCAAAAACCCAAACUGGCUGAAUCCUGAUAGGCACGGACACAGCUGAUUGAAUUCACCGACGUCCUGUUUUUUUCUCUUUUUUUUCUUUUGUAAUGUCAGUGUAUAUUGUACAGAGAAAUUUUUGAGUUGUACAUAUGCAUAGAGAUGAAUAUGCUGCACGUAAUAACUACUGCUCAGCUGAGAUUUUUUUUUUCAUCCAUUUGUUUUGUCUUCUGAGGGUUAUACAAAUGCAAAAAUUGUACAGAAAUGUUAAUUUGACCAUGCAAAAAAAAAAAAGUAAAUACUGUGGUGUUGAGAUUUAGCUACUUGAAUGGAGGUGAAUUUAUUUAUGUCAUCAACCUUUUAAGGAUUUUUUGGGCACAGUGGUGAGGAGUGGAUCUUGCCUGGGGGUUUGUGGGGGGGGUGGGGGGCAGGGGGGUAGUGGAUUUUGCCAGAGGGUCUUUGGGGGUUGGGGGGGGGAUGGGCCUGUGGUAAGUGUUUCUAAAGUCAUUUCAGAGGAUUUCUCCAUUGCAGGAGAGUUCUUUAUUAUCAUAUAGGAAUUGUUCAUUUAUAAAGCAAUUGCCAUAGCACUUUACAAAUGCAGAUUUGAACAUUAUCACAAAGCCUGAUGGAGCGAAUUCCUCAUAUCUUGACAUAGUACCCAGAAUGCAUUAGGCCUUUAAUUAUGGCACUGUAAGAGCAUUAUUAUGGACAGAACUGGAUAGCUGUUUUAAUGAAUUCUUUCAUGGCGACGCAUCCUUAUAAAGUAGGUGUGGGAUUUGCUGUACUGUGAAAUUUUUCCUCAUUUUUUUUUCCACUGACUUUGCAUCGCCUUCAUGUUUGAUUUAAACCACCAGCUGAAUCCUAGAGGGAAGAAGGCCUUUCUAUGUUUUGAUGACAAUAAAUUUUUUUCAGCAAAACUUU
Messenger RNA from Anguilla anguilla (European eel), 6117 nucleotides. Its product is annotated as E3 ubiquitin-protein ligase RBBP6-like. The record is from RefSeq and is a predicted model, not a curated record. Gene Ontology annotation, biological process: ubiquitin-dependent protein catabolic process; protein ubiquitination; mRNA processing. Gene Ontology annotation, cellular component: nucleus. The coding region runs from base 1 to 5241 and encodes 1746 amino acids. Lineage: Eukaryota; Metazoa; Chordata; Actinopteri; Anguilliformes; Anguillidae. Gene Ontology annotation, molecular function: ubiquitin protein ligase activity; zinc ion binding; nucleic acid binding. The transcript is spliced from 14 exons.